CUCCUCCUCGUAUUCUACGCCCUCUCCUACUUCCUCCCUUUCUACCUCUCCCCGCUCACCCGCCCUUCGCCGACUCUCUCUCGAGACAACCCCUCCGUGAUCCGGGCCCGUAUCCGCUCCGUCUGCAUCUCUUGCUUCUGCUGCUGCCUGUCCACCUUCCUCAUUCUGCUAUACGUAGCCGAUCUCUCCGUGCCGGAUGCCCUUCACUAUUUGGGAUUGUGGCCUUUAGGCCUCACCGAGUCUGCUAGGGCCCUGGGCCUGACGGCCUUGUUGUUCGCUGGCCCACUGUUCUUGUAUCUGGUCGUUGAUGAUGGCUGGAAGGACUGGGUUAAGGGAUAUCCGGUGGAGGAGCUAUGGGGGGACAUGCUGACUUGGAGGAACAUUGUUGCUGGCCCCCUAACAGAAGAACUCCUCUUUCGCACCUCCUCCGUCCCCCUCUUCUUGUUAUCUCCCCUCCCCGUCUCCCGCAUCAUUUUCUACUCGCCCAUCAUCUUCGGUCUGGCGCACGUGCACCACUUCUACGAGUUCCGGCUUCAAAACCCGCGCGUUCCCGUGUUCGCCGCGCUGUUAAGGUCCGUGUUCCAAUUCAGCUUCACCACCUUGUUCGGGGCGUACGCGACCUUUGUCUUCAUCCGCACCGGUAGUCUGUUGGCCGCGUUCGCGGUGCAUGCGUUCUGCAACGGCAUGGGAUUGCCCAAGGUUUGGGGGCGGGUGGAAAGGUUGGAUGGAAGGGGCAGUGGGCUGGUGUGGACGGUGGGGUAUUAUACGCUGUUGGUGGGAGGGGCAGUUGGGUUUUGGAAGGAGUUGUGGGCGUUGACGGAGGGGGGGAGUGGGUUAGUGCCUAGGAGCGCAUUUAGAAGGUGA
Messenger RNA from Neurospora hispaniola, 864 nucleotides. RefSeq lists its product as uncharacterized. Gene Ontology annotation, cellular component: endoplasmic reticulum membrane. The annotation marks the transcript as partial. Gene Ontology annotation, molecular function: metalloendopeptidase activity. The transcript has 2 exons. The record is from RefSeq and is a predicted model, not a curated record. Gene Ontology annotation, biological process: CAAX-box protein processing. Lineage: Eukaryota; Fungi; Ascomycota; Sordariomycetes; Sordariales; Sordariaceae.